AUGUCCUCCUCCAACGAAGCCUCUGCAACCGUUCCCAGCGCUCAGAUCGAGCUGGUCAACACGGUUUCUGGCGUCGCUACGCCUAGCACCAACAUCGGCGACGCUGGCACUCCGGCGGCUUCCCAAACCGCUGCGGUCGGCCCUGCCGCUGUGAAGCCUGCAUCGACCGACGCUCCAUCCAGCGGUAGCCGGGAUGCCGAGAUCCGCCGUCUCGCCAUGACCUUGAUCAGCUUCAUCGAUCACGAUGUCAAAGACUUUGACGACAAUAGCGGCGUAUCUUCGAAGAAUAAGGCGGAGGGUUUGUGGGAGUGCAUCUGGGGUUAUCACCGGUCGGCUCAGCCGCUGCGCAACUUGAUCCUCACUGUGGAGCCGGACCUAAAGCGAAUCGACAAAGAGGUCGAUGAUGGUUGCUCGUACUGUCACGCGGACGAUGAUUCGAGCUCUGAAAGCUCCUAG
Kalmanozyma brasiliensis GHG001 is the source of this 456-nucleotide messenger RNA. RefSeq lists its product as uncharacterized. The transcript has a single exon. The coding region runs from base 1 to 456 and encodes 151 amino acids. The record is from RefSeq and is a predicted model, not a curated record. Lineage: Eukaryota; Fungi; Basidiomycota; Ustilaginomycetes; Ustilaginales.